Messenger RNA from Vitis riparia (riverbank grape), 2399 nucleotides. RefSeq names its product ankyrin repeat-containing protein NPR4-like. Bases 87 to 2225 code for a protein of 712 amino acids. Gene Ontology annotation, molecular function: protein phosphatase 1 binding; protein phosphatase regulator activity. The record is from RefSeq and is a predicted model, not a curated record. Lineage: Eukaryota; Viridiplantae; Streptophyta; Magnoliopsida; Vitales; Vitaceae. Gene Ontology annotation, cellular component: plasma membrane. The transcript has 4 exons.
UUAUUUUAUAACUUCUAUCUUCCUUGCAAUUGCAGAAAACACAUUUUCUUUCGAUUGUCAUCUGGUAUCACAGUCAAGUUAACCAGAUGGUUAUCUCAAUCCAACCUUCCAUCCCAUUUUUUCAAGGAAAUGGAUAUGAUAUUUGGAGCACAAAGAUGAAGACACUUUUUAUCUCCGAAGAUUUGUGGGAGCUUGUGGAUAAGGGUUAUGCAGAAGAUGAUAUUCCAAGAGAUACUAUAAGAGAUGUACGAAAGAAAGAUGCUAGGGCAUUGUUUUUUAUUCAACAAGCAAUUGCAGAAAGUAUUUUUCCUCAAAUUUCAAAGGCAACAAAGUCGAAGGAAGCCUGGAACGCUUUACAAACAAAAUAUCAAAGCAUAAUUAAGGUUGCGGCUCAAGAUGGAGAUGGUAGCCAAACUGACAUCACACCCAUGGAUGACCCUGUGUAUAAGGCGGCAGCAAAGGGGGACAUGACAGUCCUCGCCAAGAAAAUUUCUGAAUUUCAACUCCAAUUAAGCCCAAAGCAUAACACGAUACUCCAUAUUGCAAGCGAAUUUGGUCAAAUAGAGUGUGUGAAAUGGAUCCUUAGGUUGCCUUCAUGUUCAUCUCUACUGCAACGCCCUAAUAUGAAAGGGGACACUCCACUUCACCUUGCAGCAAGGGAAGGGCAUUCGGAGGUCGUGAAAGCUCUUUUAGAGGCUGCAAAAAAACCUCCUGUAGAUAUUGAAACUAGUGAUGGAGUAGAUAAGAAGAUGUUGAUCAGGAUGACAAAUAAGGAGAAAAACACAGCCUUGCAUGAGGCAGUGCGAUUUGAGCAUUCUGAUGUGGUGGAGUUAUUGAUUGAGGAGGACCCCGGGUUUCUCUAUGGUGCUAAUGAUUCAGGUAUGACUCCUCUUUACAUGGCUGCAGAGAGAGGAUUUACAGGCUUGGUGAAACUAAUCAUAGACAAAAGCGUGGAAGCUGGUACUUCACCCCCUUAUACUGGCUUCAUGUGUAGAACGGCCUUGCACGCUGCUGUAAUAUGUAAUGACCAAGAAAUGACAAAGAUGAUAUUGGGAUGGAAGCCAAACCUCACCAAAGAAGUAGAUAAGAAUGGGUGGUCUCCACUUCAUUGUGCUGCAGAGGGAGAUUGUGAUCCAGAAAUAGUGCAGCUAUUGCUAGAAAAAUCAGAAGAGAGUGUAGCCUACCUUAGGAGCAAAGAUGGGAACAAAACUGCCCUUCAUAUUGCGUCUUUCCACCAUCAUACAAAAAUAGUAGAGAAGAUUCUAUCUCACUCUCCUGGUUGUCGAGAGCAGGUUGAUGACAAAGGCAAUAAUGUUUUUCACUUUGCCAUGAUGAAAAGGGGAGACGAUGAUUCUAUGCCUAGUGAUGAUUACUUUGACAAUAAUUGGUUAAACGUCAGAGGACUUGUAAAUGAGAAAGAUGCUCAAGGAAACACACCCCUCCACCUACUCUCUUCUUACCAAAAUUUUGAUUUUGGUUUCAUACGGGGGCAUCAAGUGGAUAAGAAGGCGAACAACAAUGAAAACUUGACAGCUUACAACAUAAUUUUGAGGGCCACGGAGGACAUUUCAGGGAAAAAGGAUAUCAUCCAAGAUGUCUUGGAGUAUGUUAUGACUGAAAAUAAAUCUUCGGUUAUGGAGAAGCAUGAGAAGAAAUGGAAGAGAAAGAAAAGAAGCAAAGAGUACCGGGAGAAACGCACCUCUGAAUUACAAAAAGCGGGUGAAACCCAUUUGAUAGUUUCUGCGCUUAUAACAACAGUAACUUUUGCAGCGGGUUUCACCUUACCCGGUGGUUACAAGGAUGAUGAUGGCAAGGCAAUUUUAUCAAAGGAAGCAGCUUUCAUAGCAUUUGUUGUGACGGACACCAUAGCCAUGGUCUCCUCACUAUGUGCUGUAUUUCUUCACUUUUUUAUGACGACCGUGAGUGAAGAGGAGGAGAUUGAAAAGCACUUGGGUUGGGCCUUUUUUUUUACCAUGAUUGGCAUGGUAGCAAUGGCCAUCGCUUUCGCAACCGGCUUGUGCACUGUUUUACCAUAUUCCUCUGCCCUUUCAUGCCUCACUUGCAUCCUCUGCUCUUGCUUUUUCCUCUGCCUUAAAUUUGAAUUUCGAUAUUUUGGAGGUACGAUUGGGUACAUGGAAGUAAGAUCUUUGCUCAAAAAGAAAAUAGCCGCUUUGUUUAAGAAGCUGAAUAUGGGGUAUAAAAGAAAAGAAAAUGCAGAUGUGUAGAUGAGGGCUUUCGGAUCUUUGGAUGAGCUCUUUUUGAGAGGAGAGAGAGAACUGGCUCCACUGUCUUAUUUUUACAAUAAGUUUAUAUUGUAGUGGGAAUUAUAUUUUAGAUGUAAGUAGAGUAUCGAACUGACUUGUGUGAGCUGAAAGUCGAUGCAUAUGACUGUGGAUAUG